AAAGAAGUGAAUAUAGUGCAGGGAAGAGCUAAGGACUCCUAUAAAAUAAUUAAUUAUUACAUCAUCUUAUCCCUCCUCCGAUCAACCAUGGAACAAACGAUUGAGCAGGAGUCAAAAGCCCCAGUCGACGGUAAAUCUCACUCAAUCCAUUCACAGCCGUCAACAGGCAGACUUUUUUCCAGCGCCAAAGUUGUGGUGGAUGCAGCGCAGUCGGCGUACCGGCGGGAAACAUUCGACAAGGCGAAAGCGGCCGGAGCCGCUGAGGAUAUUCUGAGAGCAGCCUCCAAGUACGGUAAAUUGGAGGAUAAGGGCUACGCUAAGUACGUGGAGCAGGCUGAAGGAUAUCUCCACAAGAUACGGGGAGUUGAAGGCGGCCACGUGGAGGUGAAACCGUCAGAUCACGUGAAAUCAGGUGGUGGUGGGUAUGGGGAUUACAUGAAAAUGGCGCAAGGAUUGGUGAGCAAGUACCAAUCUGAGGAAGAAAACCAAGGGACGACAAAUGAUUCGGGAAAGAAAGUGGAGAAGAAGGAGGAGGAGACUUCAGGAUCAGGUGGGUUUGGAAACUACUUUAAAAUGGCUGAAGGUUUCUUGAAGAAGUAAUCACUGUCCUGAUCUUCAUCCUAAUCCUAAUCUUAUAAUUGUUGUGGUUUUUAUUAGGUUUGUUAGUUAUUAUUGUGCAUUUGAAUCUCUACAUCGAAGAACAGGUGCUAACUAUUUUAUUUGUUUGUGCUUUCACUAAUCUAUUCUGAUAGAUUAAAUUUAGUAUUA
Molecule: messenger RNA, 768 nt
Organism: Impatiens glandulifera
Lineage: Eukaryota; Viridiplantae; Streptophyta; Magnoliopsida; Ericales; Balsaminaceae
Product: nodulin-related protein 1-like
Exons: 1
Coding region: 88-600 (170 amino acids)
Biological process (GO): response to heat; regulation of abscisic acid biosynthetic process
Source: RefSeq, a predicted model, not a curated record